AUGGCGUUUCGUUCUCCACCAGAACGGCUUUUGAGGCCAAUUGCAAAGGYGAUUUCUGCAAAAACUCGUCAUGCUAUCGGGUCAAAAGUAAAUCGUACAASUACAAGAAUGUACAGAGCAGCUGUAUGCAGGGAAUUGGAAAAGCCACUUGUUGUGGAAGAAAUGGCUGCAGUGCAAAGUCUAACAGCUUCUCAGGUGCGUGUAGCCGUAUAUUCCUGUGGUCUAAAUUUUGCUGACGUUCUUAUGUGUAUGGGAAGAUAUCAGGAGAAACCAAAACUGCCUUUUGUCCCUGGAAAUGAAAUCGCAGGGGAAGUAAUUGAAGUUGGAGAAAAAGUGCAAUCACUGUCUAAGGGUGAUCGUGURUUGGGACUCAUGCCAGCAUUGAAUGGUUUAGCUGAAGAAGUGGUGGUUCCACAGGAGUCACUGUGGCAAAUCCCAUCAAGUUUGUCAUUCAARGAAGCUGCUGCAGUUGCAAUCUCAUAUGGGACAGCUUAUGUUGGUUUGACUUACAAGGCAAACAUUAAGCCAGGCCAGACUGUUCUUGUAACUGCUGCAGCUGGAGCCCUAGGACUGGCAACUGUUGACCUUGCUGCCAAUGUAUUUGGAGCCAAGGUGAUAGGUGCAGCUAGCAGUGAAAAACUCGACAUUGUCAAGAAGAUUGGUGCCAUAGCAACUGUAGAUUAUAACAAAGAAAGCAUCAAAGACAAGGUAAAGGAAUUGACAGGUGGGCGUGGUGCAAACAUAAUUAUGGAAGUAGUGGGUGGUGAUGUUUUCAAGGAGUGUCUGCGAUGUAUUGCAUGGGAUGGGACUAUUAUUCCUGCUGGAUUUGCUUCAGGGAACAUACCACAGAUUCCUGCCAAUAUACUCUUAGUAAAGAAUUGUAAUGUUGCUGGYUUAUAUUGGGGAGCCCAUGGGAAGUUCAAUCCACCRUUAUUAAAGGAGUCAAUAGAUAAAACCAUAGAAUUCAUUCAACAAGGCAAACUGAAGGGACCUCUUGUGUCUUCCACAUUUGAUCUAGACAAGGUUAAUGAUGCCUUCAAGUUUUUACUUCAACGCAAGUCAACUGGAAAAGUAGUUGUCAAUACCCGUUAAUUGUUCAUUAUGUUUUUAAGUACAAGGCAUAUCCAUCCUUCACAACAUUAAUAUUAAAUAUAGCAAAGUUACCUGGAGAUUUAUGCGUAAAGGAGAGAUAGAUGUUGUCAUAUAAAGAAGAAUAACUUUCAAUGCAUUUAUAAAACUUAUUAAUAAUGCAUAAGCUAUUGCUCCAAUACGGGCUGACCAUUUAAUCAGGUGAUUGACCUUGUAAAUCUGAUACAACCACUAGU
Exaiptasia diaphana is the source of this 1325-nucleotide messenger RNA. Its product is annotated as quinone oxidoreductase-like protein 2 homolog. The coding region runs from base 1 to 1092 and encodes 363 amino acids. NCBI's taxonomy places the organism in Eukaryota, Metazoa, Cnidaria, Anthozoa, Actiniaria, Aiptasiidae. Gene Ontology annotation, molecular function: oxidoreductase activity. Gene Ontology annotation, cellular component: mitochondrion. The record is from RefSeq and is a predicted model, not a curated record. The transcript is spliced from 13 exons.